UUUCAGUUUUCCCAACAACAGAGUAAUUCAAACUUUAUUCCCAGGGACCCAGCCAAAGCAUAUACAUACACACAUUCAGCAUGCGCCCACCGGUUCUUCUCGAAACUACCUCUUUUUCUUCUUCUUCUUCUUCCCCAAGCGAUCGCAGACUCAACGUUCUCGCAGGCCACCUCGUUCACAACGAUCAAAUGGAUUCUCAGAACAUCUCUCCUUCUCCAACCGCCUCUUCUGGUUCCGUCUUCGCUCAUCUCGUUCGUGCUCCCGAAGAUCCUAUUCUCGGGGUGACUGUCGCUUUCAACAAAGAUCCUAGCCCUGUUAAGCUCAACUUGGGUGUUGGUGCUUACCGAACUGAGGAAGGAAAACCUCUUGUUUUGAAUGUGGUCAGGAAAGCUCAACACCAAAUCGUGAAUGAUCCGUCACGCAACAAGGAGUAUCUUCCAAUUGUGGGGCUCGCUGAUUUUAAUAAAUUGAGUGCCAAGCUUAUUUUUGGUGCUGACAGCCCUGCUAUUCAAGAGAACAGGAUUACCACUGUUCAGUGCUUGUCUGGUACUGGUUCAUUAAGAGUUGGGGGUGAAUUUUUGGCUAAACACUAUCACCAACGGAUUAUAUACUUGCCAAAACCAACUUGGGGCAAUCACACAAAGGUUUUCACCUUGGCAGGGUUAUCUGUCAAAACAUAUCGCUACUAUGCUCCAGCAACACGAGGGCUUGACUUUCAAGGACUUCUAGAAGAUCUUGGUUCUGCCCCAUCUGGAUCCAUUGUUUUGCUACAUGCAUGCGCUCAUAACCCUACUGGUGUUGAUCCAACCCCUGAGCAAUGGGAGCAGAUUAGGCAGCUGAUAAGAUCAAAGGCUUUAUUACCUUUCUUUGACAGUGCUUAUCAGGGUUUUGCUAGUGGAAAUCUAGAUGCAGAUGCACAUUCUGUUCGUUCAUUUGUUGCUGAUGGGGGUGAAUUGCUGGCAGCCCAGAGUUAUGCAAAGAACAUGGGUCUUUAUGGAGAACGUGUUGGUGCCUUAAGCAUUGUCUCCAAGUCAGCUGAUGUUGCAAGUUUGGUUGAGAGUCAGCUGAAGCUUGUCAUCAGGCCCAUGUACUCAAAUCCUCCCCUUCAUGGUGCAUCCAUUGUAGCUACGAUUCUUAAGGACCGGGAUUUGUACAAUGAGUGGACUAUUGAGUUGAAGGGAAUGGCUGAUCGUAUUAUCAGUAUGCGCCAACAACUUUUUGAUGCUUUACGUUCCAGAGGCACGCCUGGUGACUGGAGUCACAUUAUCAAGAGUAUCGGUAUGUUCACUUUCACAGGAUUGAAUCCUGAGCAGGUUUCCUUCAUGACUAAAGAGUACCAUAUAUACCUGACAUCCGAUGGGCGGAUUAGCAUGGCUGGUUUGAGUUCCAAAACCGUCCCACAUCUGGCGGAUGCUAUACAUGCGGCUGUAACCCGAGCUUCCUGAACAUGUUUGGAAAGAUAUCUCAACCAUAGAUGAAAAAAUCAACUGUUAGAUAUUAACAAAUCAUGGAUUUGUUGAAAUAUACUCUUGAUUUUCUCAUCAACCAUUGAGAUACCUUUACUUUCUCCCUUUAAAGCUUUAGAGGAGCCAAAUUCUAUGAGCGAGCGCGAUUUUCAACUCACCUAGUAGGACUUCCAUUUUCAAUGUAAUAAUAUCACAUCAAACAAUGAAAACUUUUUUUUGAUGUGAGAAUUAGAGACAACUUUUCUGCCCAGGGUGCCUCGGUCUCCGAUCUUGGCAUUCUAACAUUUUCGCCAAGUUUUCCUAGUGUAAGCAUGAUCAAGUGCCCCCAAGAAGGAGGCUUUCUAUUUUCUAAAUAAUUUCUGAAGGAUAAAGUACCUUGUUUUUAUUUUA
Messenger RNA from Lotus japonicus, 1856 nucleotides. Its product is annotated as aspartate aminotransferase 1. The transcript has 12 exons. Gene Ontology annotation, molecular function: L-aspartate:2-oxoglutarate transaminase activity; pyridoxal phosphate binding. The record is from RefSeq and is a predicted model, not a curated record. Gene Ontology annotation, cellular component: mitochondrion. NCBI's taxonomy places the organism in Eukaryota, Viridiplantae, Streptophyta, Magnoliopsida, Fabales, Fabaceae. Gene Ontology annotation, biological process: amino acid metabolic process; biosynthetic process. Bases 81 to 1445 code for a protein of 454 amino acids.